Sinocyclocheilus anshuiensis is the source of this 4461-nucleotide messenger RNA. It is a transcript of the gene pacs1b, whose product is annotated as phosphofurin acidic cluster sorting protein 1. The record is from RefSeq and is a predicted model, not a curated record. Lineage: Eukaryota; Metazoa; Chordata; Actinopteri; Cypriniformes; Cyprinidae. The transcript is spliced from 23 exons. Gene Ontology annotation, biological process: protein localization to plasma membrane. Gene Ontology annotation, molecular function: transmembrane transporter binding.
CUCUCUCUCUCUCUCAAGGGUUGGUUGUGAGGGCUCGUCUUUCACAAGAGGCGUUGCUCUUCAGCCGUGACUGUUCUCUGCGAGCAAAAGAGAAAUUUCCGCUUCCUGCAACGAUAAACAACUAGCGCAAUUUGAGAAACAUUUCGCAGCGACUUUGACGGUGAACGGCGGGUCCGACUGUCGCGAUCAGCAGAACCGAGCCUCGGUCCUCGUGGACGGAUGAUUGUGCUGCAGUAGAGGAUCGGCGUUUUUUUAUUCGGGUUUUCCUUCAUUGUUUUCAAACAUAAGGUUCCUCCAGCAUGUCGGAGCGGGGAGGGCUCCCGAGGACUGGAGGCGUACCGUCUCCGCAGCCCUCCAAACCGGUGGCGAUCACCUCCAAUCGGCCGGUGCACAUGAACCUGUACGCCACCUGGGAAGUGGACCGAUCGUCGCCGAGCUGCGUGCCGAGGCUCUUCAAUCUGACUCUGAAGAAGCUGGUGAUGCUGAAGGAGCUGGAUAAAGAUCUGACGUCUGUGGUCAUCGCUGUCAAACUGCAGGGCUCAAAGCGAAUCCUCCGUUCCAAUGAGAUCCUCCUGCCAUCGAGCGGCCAAACGGAGACAGACCUGCAGCUCACGUUCUCCUUACAGUAUCCGCACUUCCUGAAACGAGACGCCAACAAGCUGCAGAUCAUGCUGCAGAGGAGGAAGAGGUACAAGAACAGGACCAUCCUGGGCUACAAGACGCUGGCGCUCGGCCUCAUCAACAUGGCUGAGGUGAUGCAGCACCCCACCGAAGGCGCUCAGGUCCUGGGUCUGCACAGUCAGCUGAAGGACGUGUCCGUCCCGGUGGCUGAGAUCCGGGUUUAUUCUCUGUCCAGUCAGCCCAUUGACCGCGAGGGACCCAAAGCCAAGAUGAACGAUCGUUCUCCAGACAUUGAUAACUACUCCGAGGAAGAGGAGGAGAGUUACUCAUCUGAGCAGGAGGGCAGCGACGACCCCGUUCAUCAUUAUCUAGAUGAUGAAGAGGAUGAGGUGAGGAAGAAGAAACCCAGACGCAAACUUACUUCCAACGCCUCCAUUACUAGACAACCGAACAUCAAGCAGAAGUUUGUGGCUCUGCUGAAGAGGUUUAAGGUGUCAGAUGAGGUGGGUUUCGGGCUGGAGCACGUGUCCCGUGAGCAGAUCCAGGAGGUGGAGGAGGAUCUGGAUGAGCUCUAUGACAGUCUGGAGAUGUACAACCCCAGCGACAGCGGGCCGGAGAUGGAGGAGACCGACAGCAUCCUCAGCACUCCCAAACCCAAGCUCAGGCCGUUCUUCGAGGGAAUGUCCCAGUCGAGCUCUCAGACAGAGAUCGGCAGCUUGAACAGUAAAGGCAGUUUGAGCAGAGACCCCUUCAGCCCCGGCGAGCAGCCGGCGUCAGAUAAACUCAAACACUCACGGAGCCGCAACCUGGAUGAGCCGCUGUCUGAGACCGACACGCUGGAACUGAAUGAUCAGGAGUUGUUCAGUGAUGUCGGACCCUCUAUAACCGUGUCUGUGGCUGAAAAACCACGAACACCCUUAAAAACCAGCAAGAAUGAGCUUCAGUCCAUGCCGUCACCCAGCAAGUUGGAUGGAGGACACACACCCCAUAAGCGCAGCACUCCUGUGAAAGACCGACAGCUCUCCAAACCGCUGAGCGAACGAGCCAACAGCUCUGACAGUGAGAGGUCGCCUGAGCUCGGACACAACACACAGGUCCUCAGGAAGGCCGUCUAUGAUCAGUUGAAUCAGAUUCUGUUUUCUGAUGCUGCUCUUCCUGAAAGUCUCAUCAUGAUCAAUGGCACAGACUGGCAAGGACAGUAUGUUGCGGAGCAGCUUCAGCUUCAGAAGCAUCCUGUGGUUUGCACAUGUUCUGGCGGAGAGAUUCAGGCCGUUCUCUCGGCUCUGCUCACUCGGAUACAGAAAUUCUGUAACUGUAACUCGUCGAUGCCGCGGCCGGUGAAGGUGGCGGUGGUCGGCGGUCAGAGUUAUCUGGGAUCAGUGCUGCAGUUCUUCGUCACUCAGCUGGCCAACAAGACGUCUGAUUGGCUCAAUCACCUCCGCUUCCUGGUCGUGCCUCUGGGUAAGAAAACACAACUCAUGACAGCAUCGCUGAGAGGAAUGACGACUAUGUGACAUACCGAUGGAUAUGAUUUCUUUCUGUUUUUUGAUGCGAAUAUUUUUGGAUGUUAAUUUCAGUGUUUCUGUUUUUUUUUUUUUGUAGAUGCGGUGGACGUGGCGGCGCGUGUGGCUCAGUACAUCAGCGGAGCGGCUCUCACACACCAGCUGCCCAUCGCUGAGGCCAUGCUGACCUGCAAACACAGAACGAGAGAUGAAGAUUCCUAUCAGAAAUUCAUUCCCUUCAUUGGGGUGGUGAAAGUGGGUUUGAUUGAGCCUGGCCAAUCAUCAGCAGGCGACUCUGAAGAGGGCGUGGCUGUGAGUUUAGCCGUCCCCUCCACGUCUCCGCCCUCUCACGGCUCACCCGGCGGGCUGAAGGAGAUGGCCACGCCCCCCUCGUCUCCGUCCAUGGGCGGCGGGUUGGCUGUGCAGGGGAGUCCCAGCAUGUCUCAUGGCGGGGACGCCAUCGGUCUGCAGGUGGAUUACUGGCUGGCGUCUCUGGCGGAGAAGCGUCGCGAGGGCGAGAGGAAAGACACCAGCUGUAAGAACACUCUGAAGAGUGCCUUCUGGUCGCUGCAGGUCAGCCGGCUGCCAGGAGGAGGAGCCAGCGAGCCGCAGGCGCCCGUCAACACUAUGGCCAUGACCGUGGUCACCAAAGAGAAGAACAAGAAAGUUCCCACUAUUUUCCUGGGGAAGAAGCCUAAAGAGCGGGAGAUGGACUCUAAGAGUCAGGUGAUCGAGGGCAUCAGCCGGCUCAUCUGCUCCGCCAAACAGCAGCAGACCAUCUUGAAAGUCACCAUCGACGGAUGCGAGUGGAACGACGUGAAGUUCUUCCAGCUAGCCGCUCAGUGGCCGACUCACGUCAAGUAUCUCCCGGUGGGACUGUUCGGCUACAGCAAACCACCCUCCUAGGAUGGCCCACUUUCUCAGCCCCGCCUCUUCAACCUGCAGCCUACACCCCAUUGCACACUGCCGCCGCCACUCUCAGAACGCUGGCCAAUCACAGUUGAGAUGGGAUUUUCAUGUGACCGUCUCUGGUGGGUGGGUAGGUGGAGGUGAAGACGUUCGAUUCGGCGGCUUCGAUAGACUUUUAUCAGCGCUAGUCACUUUUAUUUAUUAAAGGCCCCAGAGCCACAUAUGGGGGCCAAGCACAAAAUUUGGAUACACCACCUGUUGAUGACUAUUUAACAGCAUGGCACCGCUUAAAUCACACUCGACAACCCUGAAUAUAUCCCUUGAUAUAACUGAUCUCUUUCAUCAUUGGCGUCUAUAACCAGCAUAAUCGAUAAAUGCAGUUUAAGCCUUGCUAAAAUCUACCAUGGUAACUGUAUUUGGAGAUAAACUUAACAGUAAAAUCAGCUUUCGGAAUCUUUCUGUUGCUUAGCAACUAUGGAAUUUUGGCGGAAACUGUGGUUACCAUGGUAGUUUUUUGUAAACAUGAAAAAAGCACCAAUGAAUAUUCCGAAAAUUAGCAAAGUUCCUGCCUUUAUUAAGAGGGUGGAGUUAAACGCCAAUUUUACAUCGGAGGCGGGGCUACAAGGUGCCCAUUAGCCAACUAAUGAGAUUUCCUACAAAUCUUCAUUUGCAUAGUUUGUUUUAUCCUUCCAGUCGACGAAAUCUGAAAAUGCGUCGUUGACCUCUAACUUGCAUGUCUUAAAACUACAUCACCCAUAAUGCACUGGCAAAGUUAACAUUUAACGUUAGCUCAAUAGUGCACUGUGUACUUGUGCACGAAUCGUUUCACCUCUUGCGUUCCCCUAGACGUAUACGGAAGGUUAGUAGUUCACAUUGGUUAAUCUCUGUUAACUAGAAUAAACGAAUUCAGUUUAGUUUUAUAUUUAUUUUUACACACGCUUUUAUGUCAGUUAUCGUUUAUUUUUAAAAGUGACCUUUUAGCUUAAAUAUGCAGCUCAUCUACAGGUUUUACUUCUUUUCAUAAACCAUCUCCAAAGAUCUCUGGCCAAUCAGAAUGUAAACAUUACGGGACAGAAAGAGUCAGUCACCUUUAUAACAUGGGCAACGGCAAUGAUUUCAAGGCGAAGUCGAUUUAUAAGAGAACUGUGUCCUAUCAAGCAGCACAAGGCCUGACGUAAAGGCUGGAUGAGGUUGGAGGUGAAAAUGUCACCGAUUAAGCCAGCAGAAUUAGGGAAGACGUAGUUUUACAUAUAGUUUUUUGUGUGCAUCUUCACAGCUGGAAACUGGUUUGGGGAGAACUUCAAGGGUUUCAUCUUCAUCAGUUGUCAAAUGCUAUGCACUUAUUAAACUCGCCUUCAUUUCUUCAUAUCUUCAUCCAAAGCACAACAGCUCCUCAUACGGAAUGCCCAAUUAAAACAUGAUUCACAAA